Molecule: messenger RNA, 2984 nt
Organism: Oryzias latipes (Japanese medaka)
Lineage: Eukaryota; Metazoa; Chordata; Actinopteri; Beloniformes; Adrianichthyidae
Cellular component (GO): cytoplasm
Source: RefSeq, a predicted model, not a curated record
CACUAAGGAACACGAAAGAAUCUGUGUGAUGGGGUGGGGGUGGGGUUACACUCCUGGGAGUGAGUUAGUGUAGAACCGCCACUGUAGGGUCACAUCCUGACACCAGAACCUUCAUAAGGACAGUGAGAAUUCAGAUAUUGAAAACAGCUUUUUUGAGUCCAGAAAGAAGCUGUUGAGACUGAAGAAAGAGCCGCGCUGUCAAAGCUGCUGCUUUAAGGAGCAUACCACUGCUUUCACAUUUGGAGCCUGAACUUCUGGUUCUACAGAUCAUCAGACCUGCGGGACUUUCACUUCCUCUUCCUAUCGGGCUGCUCACUUCCUCAUUCAGCCUGGAACCCCGCCGAGCGCCAGUAUGAAGGACAGAACCGGAGCUGCGGAACGGGCCGCGCUGUCCCGACAGGAAGUCUACGAGGAUUACGUGAGGAGUUACCCGCAGCUGUACCCGGAGAUCCGGCCUUGCGGAGACGCCCGCCUCCUGGAGAGGGCAGCCCAGUAUCUGCGGGGGGAACCGGACCUCAGAAAGCCUUUCACCGUCUUCCCAUUCUAUCAGGCGCUGGCCGAACGGCGGGGGGAACAGAGCGCCACCUGCAGGAAGCACCUGGAGGCCGUCAUCCGGUGCGCGGAGCUGCUGGAGACGGUGUGCGUCCACCUGCGGGUGCAACCAUGGAGGAAGGAGAUCCGCAACAUCAAGACCUUCACGGGGCCAUUUGUCUACUGUCUCCUGGCGGUUUUCAGCAUGUCUACCCUUCAGUCAAUUCUGGCCUUUAUUGGCUACCUGCCCCACAAUGAAGAGGAGUUCAGACUGAAUAUGGAGGUCAGCUCAGAUGCAGCACUGGUGCUCGGCUUUGAGCUGCUACUUGCCAGGAUGGAAUGUAGUCACCUGUUGGAGCUACUUGCCAAAGAUCAUCUGGGACCAAAGGACUGGUCAGAUGUUCUUCAAAGAAGAGCGCAGUCCACAAAACCUUUGGAAGGAGAAAAGGAGAACACAAUGGAACAGAAGGAGGAGGAGAAAACCGUUGAGCGUGAUAAAAACGAGGCAUCCAAGUUUUUGGAGAGCUGGCCUUUGAAACCUCAGCCCAAGUCUCAGCGCUGCUACCUCAGUGCAGAUCAGUCGAUAAUGGAGAUGCAGAGAAUUUAUCCUGACCUGGCCUUUAGGGGGCGCCCUUUGCGUCAAGAACAGCUUUGUAAGGGAGCACUUUGCAGUUCUGAGAGAUCUGAUGGAGAUGCUGCUGUGGUCCACAGCCAAGAGGAUGUAAGCGAGCCAGGCAAAGACCUGGACAGUAGUGACAUCUGCACAGGUGGGACCACCCCUCCACCAGACCCAAAUGGCAGCAGUUGCUGCAACGGGAAUGAAGAAAGGGCAAAUGAGGUGCUCAGCGGCCCUCAAGCCAUCUCCCUGCACAUCACCCUGAGAGCUGGGCAACGAACAAACACAGGCUCCAUGUUGGCCAGGCCUCGCUUCUCUGCAGAGCUCCCUGGAGAGGUGCAGCAGCAGCCAGUCCGAAGGAAUGACAGGGGGAGCGAUGCAGCACUUCAAACCUUGAGCUCCUUAGAUGAAGAUGAAAGGGACCUCAGGGAUCUGGUGAAGAGGAUGGACACGCCCACAGAGAAGAUGGAGGAGCAUCCAAUUAAAGACAGGAGGCUCAGAGAGAUGAAGUCCAGCUCAGAUGAGAGCCUCCUGGAAUCUGCUCCAUCUGCACGCAGACGGCGGAACCUGACCACUGCGGGGCGCCAUGCAGGUCUAAGGAGUCAAAUGGACUUGAAGGGAGAAUCAGAAGAGGAGGGGGGUCAGAAGGAAAAAGAGUGCAUAGUUUAGUUGGAGUUGUACAUCAAGAUCUUGUUCAAAGUCAAACUGCGAACAUUUUGGAUCAGAAACAGAAAUGAUCUGGCAGCAGACUGUGAGCCCAGCAGGAGAUGUGCUAAACCACAACCUGAGCAGAGCUGCCAGGGGCCCCAUUUCCACAACUUUGCACAUAGUUCAGCAAACAUGACAUACGCACAAAUCCCAAAAUGAGAAAAAAACUACUUUCAGAUUUAUAAAAGUGUUGGUGUUUUCACGCAGGGGUCUCUUUCUAAACACCAUUCUUAAAUCAGAUGUGCGUGAUUACACGUAAUGUUCUGCCCCGCCCAUUUGUUCAGAGAAGGUCCAUGACAUGAUGGGAAACUAAUAUAAAAACUUUUUAAAAAGUUUUGGUUGGCCAAUCAGGAAACCGAUCAGGGAAAAGAAAAAUGUGAUGUGAGUGUGCUGAGAGGUUGAAAGUCAGGUUUAGUUCGUGUGUGUGAGGAAGAAUUAUAAUUUAGCGUCAGCUCAUUAAUUGCAAGUCAUUCAUUCAUCUUCUAAACCCGUUUGAUCUUUUUCGGGGUCAUGGGGCUGCUGGAGCCUAUCCCAGCUACUUGUGGGCGAAGGCAGUGGACGCCCUGGACAGGUCGCUAGUCUGACGCUGGGCCACAAUCACACACUCACAUUUGGCAAGAUUUUCAAAAGGCAAUCUCUACCUCAUGAAAGCAGUUAAUUGUCUUCAACCUCAAUCUCCCUCUUUUCUGGAGGUUCCCAUGUGAAAUCAUCUGCAGAAAAUGGCAGGAAGUGACAGUGACAAAAAAAAAGAGUUCAAAAAGACUGAUGCUGAUGACAAUGUAGAGUUUGUAGACCUCUCCACUGUUUGCAAAUAUCUACAGGGGUAUGAGAAUGCCUUUCCUCAGCUCCAUGGUAUGUACAUACUCCAUUGUGAUUGGUGGAUCAUCUGCAACAUGUGAAAGCUCUUUCUCUACUUUGUCUCCAGUUCUUAUCCCCUUCUGCAGCACCAUACUACAUUCCAGAAAACCAAAUUUAGUUAUUUUAGCUCAUGAGAAGGCCAUGACAAAAAGCCUGCAUAUGGAUUCAUUUGUUAGGACUUUUGCACAAAAAAACAUACGACUAAUGCUGUAAUGGCUGGUAGAAGCCAUGCUGUGUGUUCAGAACUAAAUAAAUUCAUUCAUCUUCUUAA